Molecule: messenger RNA, 2001 nt
Organism: Bombyx mandarina (wild silkworm)
Lineage: Eukaryota; Metazoa; Arthropoda; Insecta; Lepidoptera; Bombycidae
Cellular component (GO): early endosome; membrane
Source: RefSeq, a predicted model, not a curated record
GUGGGAGUUCGUUUCAAUAAAAUUGUGAUACAUACUUAAACACAAACCAGUUUAAUAAACAAAUAUUACACUAUUUAUACUGUUAUGAACAUUUAAAACAGUCAUGGAAGGCUUACCAACAGGGGAUAUUCAGACUAAAUACCAAAAAUUAGCCGCUGAGUAUUCUAAACUGCGAGUGCACAUCAAAGUUUUGAAAAAAGGAGUUCUCGAUGAGCAAGCAAAGUCUAAUGAAUUGCGAGAGACUUUAAAGGCGAAAGAAAAGGCUUUGCGUAAAGGCGAAUUGGAGAUAGAUUCUCUGACAUUCAGGAAUCAGCAGCUGACAAGACGAGUUUCCGUCCUCCAGGAUGAACUGGAUAUAUUACAAAUAAAAUGUACAAAAAAAACAAAAAGUAAAAAUGAAGAAAAACAGCCCACAACAAGUAGCAUGUUGGAUUCAGGGUUACUACAAGAAGAACUGCAGAAGAAAAUCAUAGAAAAUGCUGAUAUUUCCUCUCAGCUUGCAGACAAACAUUUUGAGAUAUCUCAAUUGAAAGCAUCUUUAGAAGACUACCAGAGACACAUAAGUGAAAGUGACAGUAAAUAUAAAUGUGAAAUAGCAAAACUAAAAAACAGAAAUCAAGAAUUACAGCUAGCAUUAGAAGGUGCACAAAAAGAGAAGCUUGAUGGGACCCCAAACAGGGUCAAUGCACCAUCUAGUAGUCAACCGACAAGCUGUAAUGGUGACUUCCUGUCGGAAGCAGGGAGUUUGUUUGGCAGUGAAGGGGGACUUUGUUCUGUAGAUGAUUUGAAUGACAAUGAACAAAUUAGUGUUAAAGCACAUUCCUUAGAACAGGAAAACCAACAAAUGAAAUUGGAAUUCGAAAUUUUACGCUUAGAAAAUGAGAGUUUAAAAUUAGAAGUUGCAAAGUAUGAAUCUGCCUCGCAAAAAAGAAGAGGUGAUGGGCAUGAUUCUGGUGAUUUUAAUGUAUUUAGUGAAACGUCUAUAGAUGGGGAGGGGAGAGUUACAGGGCUUUUAGGAAGUCUUGAAGUUCCAUUUGUUUUGUCUGAAGAGACUAAAGCAAGAGAAGAAAGGAUGAAGACAUAUUUCAGGAGCAAACUAAGUCAAAUUCAGGUUGAGAAAGCAGAGUUGAAGAGUAAGACUGAACAUUAUAUUAAAGAGUGUGAGUUACUGAGGCUUCGAUUCGAGGAGAUGGAGCAGGACAAACAAAUGGACAAGCAUACAUUGAAUGAGAAACACAAUACUAUCAACAGACUAGAAGAAGAACUGCAUUCAACAUCUCACAACUACGAGGAGCAGAUGUCUGUGCUGACAGAACACGUGGCCGGCCUCAAUGAGCAGCUGACGAGGCAGCACGACGUGAUACAACAUCUCAAACACCAGCUCGCCAACAAAAGGAACUAGCUGAAGCUGUCCGUCAGCAGAUACCGAUCUGCCUGGAGAGUAAGGUGGCAGCGGUUCAAGUGAGAUUGGGACUGUCAAUAUUAUCUCCAUUUGGGAGGUGAAUAGGUAAAAAGCAAUGAGCCUGUCUCCCCAUACUAAUGAUUCUAUAAUAUGAGCAUCAAAGAUGGUAUAGCCAUACUGAAGACGAUCAGAUCGUUUUGUUGCUUAAAGAAAAAGGUGAAUUAUUAUUCUAAUAAUUUAGGCCGAAUUUUAAUUAGUCAACAUAGAUGUACACAUCGUAUCCUUGUUUUUAAAGUAUUGUCGAACAACAAAUUUAGCUAAUAAAACAGCCGGCUUCUUGGCACAUUUAGCAUUUCAACUUUUACAACUAAUUUUGUAAAUCUUAUUAUUCUUAUUCUUUCCCGUUCGUUUUUUAACACACUUUUAUUAGCCUGGCCUGUACCUGUCUUUCUAUCUUUAAACAUAAUAGAAUUUUUUAAACAUGAUUUUUAUAAAUUUGGAGACAUCCGAUUGAUGCUUUAAUAUUUGAACACGAAUCAAUAACCGAUGACGGUAUAAUAAUAUUAUAACUUUGGUCUAACUAGUAUCACCGAUAUUUA